AUGGAGGACAGACAUCAGUUUCCAGAGCAGACUCAGGUGAGAUAUGGAGGACAGACAUCAGUUUCCAGAGCAGACUCAGCACAGAUUCAGAGCUCACUGGACAUCCAGGACCAGGGACAGCACUCAGGACCUGACCAAAAUAAGACGUUACUGGAGCAGCAAUGCAGGAUUGGUGUUUUGCUGAUGGGAUCUCUGUGCAGUUACACCUGA
This is a messenger RNA of Knipowitschia caucasica, 210 nucleotides long. NCBI's taxonomy places the organism in Eukaryota, Metazoa, Chordata, Actinopteri, Gobiiformes, Gobiidae. The record is from the annotation of a GenBank genome assembly.